CGGAUCCCAGACUUCCCGCUUCGCUGAGGUGGCGGCGUGACGAAAUUGACGCAGGGGUUCGGGAUGGGGAGGGGUGGAGGAAGUAGCGCGUGGCGCGCUACGUAGGGGUGGCUCCGCCGGGACUGCGAGCUGGUGUUUACGAGGAGGAUGCUGGUGGUGGAGGUGGCGAACGGCCGCUCCCUGGUAUGGGGAGCCGAGGCGGUGCAGGCACUGCGGGAGCGUCUGGGAGUGGGGGGCCGCACGGUGGGUGCCCUGCCCCGCGGGCCCCGCCAGAACUCGCGCCUGGGCCUCCCGCUGCUGCUGAUGCCCGAAGAGGCGCGGCUUCUGGCCGAGAUCGGCGCUGUGACCCUGGUCAGCGCCCCGCGCCCGGAUCCGCGCCAACACAGCCUGGCUCUGGCAUCCUUCAAACGCCAGCAAGAGCAGGGCUUCCAGGAGCAAAGCGCCCUGGCAGCCGAGGCCCGUGAGACUCGUCGUCAGGAGCUCCUAGAGAAGAUUGCGGAGGGCCAGGCUGCGAAGAAGCAGAAGCUAGAACAGGAAUCGGAGGCCAGCGAGAGCCAGGAGGCCGGUGCGAACCCGGAUGCUGCAGAGAGUGAGGCCAGCGCUAGCCAGGCUCUUGGAGAGCCCGAGGAAGCAGGUUCCUCUUCUCCCCAGCCAGGGCCUUCAAAUGGGGUGGCCCCCUUGCCCAGGUCCGCCCUGCUGGUCCAGCUGGCCACUGCUAGGCCUCGACCCAUCAAGGCUAGGCCCCUGGAUUGGCGUGUCCAGUCCAAAGACUGGCCCCAUGCUGGUCGUCCUGCCCAUGAGCUUCGCUACAGCAUCUACAGAGACCUGUGGGAACGAGGCUUCUUCCUCAGUGCUGCUGGCAAGUUCGGGGGUGACUUCCUGGUCUAUCCUGCCUCUGAAACCCAUGGAAGGACAGCAACACUUGGGAACCCAAGCCUGUUUGGAGGGCAGCUUAGCAAAUUUGAUUAAGCACUUUCUUUGAUCCAGAAGUUUCACUUAGAUACGUGCACAAAACAUACAGGAAGUCGUCACUGCAGGAUUCUUUACAGUAGCGAAAUAUCAGAAAGCAACCAGAAUGAUUAAUAGGUUAGCGGUUACACAUUGGUGUUAGUUGUGAGAGAUUGAUGUAGGUUCACGUACAUUUACGAAAAAAUGACCAAAGGGGAAGGAAAAAAAAGAACCACUUGUUGAAAACAGGUGUGGUAGAAGUGCAUUAUGUUUUAUGUUGUCAUGGAGUUAUACACACAUUAUUUAAGUAGCCUUAAAAGUCAUGACUCUAGGGGCACCUGGCUGGCUCAGAUGGUGGAGCAUGCUACUCUUGUUCUCCGGGUUGUAGGUUCAAGCCUCACGUUGGGUGUAGAGAUUACUUAAAAUAUAUAUAUAUAUGGCUCUAGUUAAAGAACAUGAGAAGAACUUAGAAUGGAGUACUGACUAGAAAGUAAGUAGCAAGUGGAAAAAGGCCUGAAAGCACGUACUCCAGCCCAAGUACAGUGGUUACCUCUGGGAGGGUGUAGGAAAAGGAGACUUUCAAUGUAUCAGUUAAAUUUUGAACUUGUAGUAUGAGUGCCUUUAUUGUUUAACUAAAAGGUUGAAAAAGUAAGUCUGCAGGAAAAUCACCUUUUUUGUUCCUCCUGAGAACAAAGAAGGAUAGAAGCACCAGAUAAGUAGUCAGAUCUUAGCUGUUGGUUGGAGACCGAUGGAGUCUUCUGCAGAUGAGCCAAGAGCCUUCAUCUCUUCUCAGACCAAACACUCAACUAAGGGACUGACUUAGGAGUUUAGAACAGUUUACCUGCCCCGUUCUUUACAGAUAACCACACUCUAAUUACCUUACUACUGUUUUUUUGUGACUUGCGUAUGUAAAAGAUUAUUCUCGUUUUGAAAAUGAACUUAACAUAUGAAUACUAAUAUCUAGUUCUUUUCUAAGCUUUCAGUGCAAUUUACAAAUCUUUUUUCCAAUCUAGCAGAUUUUAAGGGGACUGUUAGUCCAUGUUUGAUACCACUUGUGAAAGGAGUUAUGUAAUUUUCAGUGUUAUAAGUUGCAUUAAAAAUUUUUUUUCAGGGGCACCUGGGUGGCUCAGUCAUUAAGCGUC
Molecule: messenger RNA, 2090 nt
Organism: Zalophus californianus (California sea lion)
Lineage: Eukaryota; Metazoa; Chordata; Mammalia; Carnivora; Otariidae
Gene: TSEN34
Product: tRNA splicing endonuclease subunit 34
Exons: 5
Coding region: 148-969 (273 amino acids)
Biological process (GO): tRNA-type intron splice site recognition and cleavage; tRNA splicing, via endonucleolytic cleavage and ligation
Cellular component (GO): tRNA-intron endonuclease complex
Molecular function (GO): tRNA-intron lyase activity; nucleic acid binding
Source: RefSeq, a predicted model, not a curated record